AUGGCGACCCGCGACCCCGGCGAAAUCGCCGCCGACGCACUCAACGACUUCUUCGGCCAGCUCUUCAGCUGGGUCGAAACAGCCUUCACACGGUUCUUCAGCAACCUGUACUCGUCCUUCGCGGACGUCAGCGUGAACCGCUGGACGAAGGUGAUCUGCUCCGUCAUCGGCUAUAUCCUGGUGCGGCCGUACAUCGAGAAGUUCUUCAAGAAGAUGCAGGACCGGGAGAUCCGCAAGGAGAGGGAGAAGAAGGAGAAGGCGGAGGCGGAGCGCGCGGCGGGUGGAGGCAAGAAGAAGAAGGCGAAGGUGUCGGCGAAUGCGCUGCGCGGGGGUGCGGGUGCGGGCAAGGUAUUGGGCGAGGUGGAGAAUACGGAUGAUGAGAUUGAGGGGGAGGAGGGCGCUGACGGGGCCGCGGAGGAGGAGGAGGAGGUGGAUUUCGCGACGGCGAGUGGUGUGCCUGAGUGGGGAAAGAAUGCGCGCAAGAGGCAGAAGAAGUACUGGAAGAGUUUGGAGAAGGAGGCUGAGAGUCGUACGCAGCAGUUGUCGGAGGAGCAGAUCAAGGAGUUGUUGGAUUGGAGUGAGUCGGAGGAUGAGAAGAAGAAAUAA
Molecule: messenger RNA, 606 nt
Organism: Aspergillus heteromorphus CBS 117.55
Lineage: Eukaryota; Fungi; Ascomycota; Eurotiomycetes; Eurotiales; Aspergillaceae
Exons: 1
Coding region: 1-606 (201 amino acids)
Biological process (GO): protein transport
Source: RefSeq, a predicted model, not a curated record